Messenger RNA from Erythranthe guttata (spotted monkey flower), 1516 nucleotides. Its product is annotated as NAD(P)-binding Rossmann-fold superfamily protein. Lineage: Eukaryota; Viridiplantae; Streptophyta; Magnoliopsida; Lamiales; Phrymaceae. Gene Ontology annotation, molecular function: oxidoreductase activity, acting on the CH-OH group of donors, NAD or NADP as acceptor. The record is from RefSeq and is a predicted model, not a curated record. Gene Ontology annotation, biological process: steroid biosynthetic process.
GUCUCUCUUUAUAAUCUCUCUCUCUCUCUCUCUCUCUCUCUCUCUCUCUAUUAUAUAAUUUAUUUAUUUAAACACAGACAGCUGAAUAUAGUGGAAACAAAAUCAGCUAUCAAAAAAAGUACUUUUGCAAAAGCUCUAAUAAGUCAAGUAAAUAAGCUAAUUUAAGGAAAGUCACAAUAAUGGGGAUCGUCAGAUUCGAGGACACCCAGAAAGCGGAGCUCGAGGAGUUCCGGCGGAUGCUGCUAUCUUGCGCCGCGGUGCACCGGCGGAAGGACGACGACGGGAUCCGUGGCGGCGGGGAGAAUGCGCUUCCCAGCGGAAACGGCGACGUAUUGGACAGACUUGUUUGUGUCACCAGCGGCGUAUCUUACCUCGGAAUUGCUAUCGUGAACCAGCUCCUGGUCAACGGCUACUCCGUCCGAAUCAUCGUUGACAACCAAGAAGACGUAGAAAAGCUGAGAGAAAUGGAAAUAUCUGGUGAAAUGAGAUUAAGCAACAGCAUUGUAGAAAUAGUAAUGGCUAAACUCACUCAAGUUGAUAGCCUAACUCAAGCAUUUGAUGGCUGCCGUUGCGUUUUUCACACCGCCGCGUUCGUCGAUCCAGCCGGACUCUCCGGUUAUUCCAAAGCAAUGGCAAAUAUUGAAGUGAACGCAAGCAAAAACGUCGUAAAGGCAUGUGGAGUUUCACCUUCCGUUAGACACUGUGUGCUCACCUCCUCUCUCUUGACAUGUAUUUGGCAAGAUAACUCUCUCGAUCAAGUUUCUCGUUUAAUUGACCACAAAAGCUGGAGUGAUGAAUCUGUCUGCAUAAAUAAAAAGCUUUGGUAUGCGUUGGGAAAGCUAAGAGCAGAAAAGGCGGCAUGGGAAAUAGCCAAAGAAAGCGGAUUAAAUUUAUCGACAAUUUGUCCGGGGCUUAUUACGGGCUCGGAGUUCUUCCUUAAAAGCCCAACAUCUACAAUCGCUUACCUUAAAGGGGUGCAAGAAAUGUACGUAAACGGAAUAUUGGCAACCGUGGACAUAAACAGAUUAGCAAAGGCCCAUGUUAUUGUCUUUGAGGAGAUGAAGAAGGCAUCUUCCGGAAGGUACAUUUGCUUCGACCGAGUGAUAGAGAGACAAGACGAGAUCGAAAAGCUGGCCCGUGAUACUUCCAUAAGUGUGAGCUCUAUUAUUGCCGGUGGCGGCGGCUCCUCCUCGUCUGGUAAUAAUAGAUCUCGAUUUGAGUUGUCGAAUACGAAGCUUGCUCGAUUAAUGUUGAGAAAUCGAAGGUGUUAUAACGAGUGAUGUAUUGGAAAAUCGAAAUUUUGUCUUGCUUGUAUGAAGAGAAGAAGAAUUUUAGGAUUUUGAUUUAUUAUUAUUUUUUGUGUACAAGUCUAGUCUUAGAUUUUGGUGUAUAGUAUAUUGUGAAUGUGAGAGUAUUGGGCAUUGGAAUUAGUACGAGUAAGAUGUUUGGUUGAUUAGAUUCGUGUUUAGUCAAACGCGCUACUAAAAGCCUUCAAAUAAAUGUUGUUAUUUGGUUA